Molecule: messenger RNA, 2497 nt
Organism: Clarias gariepinus (North African catfish)
Lineage: Eukaryota; Metazoa; Chordata; Actinopteri; Siluriformes; Clariidae
Gene: lpcat4
Product: lysophosphatidylcholine acyltransferase 4
Exons: 13
Coding region: 544-2082 (512 amino acids)
Biological process (GO): phosphatidylcholine acyl-chain remodeling
Cellular component (GO): endoplasmic reticulum
Molecular function (GO): 1-acylglycerophosphocholine O-acyltransferase activity; calcium ion binding
Source: RefSeq, a predicted model, not a curated record
ACGAGCCAGUACGGAAAUGUGUCUGUUACGAUUAUAACGCAAUACGUGAGUGUAAAAAUGUGAUAAAGCAAGAUUUGAAAGAGACGUGUGAGAGCUGUAUUGUGAAAGCGCUACUGAACAAACCCCAGUAAACAGGGGGAACAAGUCGGACUGGAUGAGAUGGUGGGUGUGAUGGUGCUAUGUUAGUUUAAGGAGCUCGGUGGGGGUGGCGUCAGGUAACCAAGUGGGCUUUAAAAAGCCCGUCCUUCCUUUCUUUCCUUUAUUUCAGUUCACGUCGUUCUUUAGCCAUGUGCGCGGAGGAGGGGAAACAUAUCUCCCCGGGGCACUGAACUUCUUCCUCUCUACUCCUUCCUUUCUGUUUCAGUUGUAGCUUUUAUUUAUUUAUACUCCCGAUUAUUGCGUCAAAGCCAAACUUUGGAUAUUCUCUACAGAUUAUUUCUUUCUACACACGGAACGCUUGCCUCCUUAUAAAGGAAGACUUUAAAAAGAUAUAUAUAUAUAAUUCUUUAUUUUAUUUCCUGGGAGUUAUUUCUGAGCGUCGCCAUGGAGAGAUGUGGAGGACCGUCCCCGACCUACAAACACACACACCCGUUUAUCCACGAGGUGAAGAUGACAACGGCUCAAAGAAUUCAGAGUUUCAUACUGGGCUGCGUUCUAUUCCCUCUUCGAGCCUGCCUAGUCGUCAUCUCCUUCCUGCUCAUGUGGCCUGUCGCUCGGCUCCGACUAAUCGGCCUGUCGCGGGAGGACCGGGAGAAACCGAUUCAAGGCUGGAGGCACUGGAUUUUUCAGCCCGUGAUGAUCUUCCUCAGUCGAUGUGUUUUCUUCUCCUUGGGCUUUUUCUGGAUAAAGGUCAAAGGUCGACAGGCUACACAGAAAGAGGCACCGGUGUUGGCAGUGGCACCUCACAGUAGCUUUCUGGACAUGCUGGUACUCACCAUGGCGGGGCUGCCAAUGGUGGUGUCUCGGUCGGAGAACGCCAACCUGCCGAUUGUCGGAGCACUUUUGGAGUUUAACCAGUCCUUGUUGGUUAGUCGAAAGGAUCCUGAGUCCAGAAAAAAGUGUGUCUCUCAAAUCAAAGAAAGACUCACUUCGAAUGGUUACUGGCCUCAGAUGCUAAUGUUCCCUGAAGGAACCACCACAAAUGGUCAAGUCCUCAUCAAAUUUAAGCCCGGUGCAUUCCUGGCAGGUGUCCCAGUUCAGCCGGUGUUGCUUCACUACCCUAAUAAAAUAGAUACUGUGCGGUGGACUUGGAAAGGAGCAUCAUGGCUCGAUUGUUUCUGGUACACCUCGGCUCAGUUGUACAGCAGCGUUACAGUGGAGUUUCUGCCUGUCUACACACCCUCCCAAGAGGAAAAAGAGAACCCAGAGCUAUUUGCAGAUAAUGUCCAGAAACUCAUGGCCAACAUGUUGGGAGUUCCUGCUACAGACUAUGUGAUCGAGGGACUUGUUCCUGUUACAAAGUUGGGCGGCCUCUCUCUUCCUCUUGAGUCUCCUUCCAGGGAAACACAGAAAAUGCUCAAAGAUCAAGGUUUAAGUAAUGCUGAAGUGGAGACUCUGAUCAACACAAUGAUUGACAGGUGUCAUGCCGGACAGGUCACGAUCACACUCGAUCACUUGCCCUCUUUGUUGGGACUUACAGAAAGAAAGACAGCAGCGCAGAUCUGUUCCUUGUACUCUAAGACUGACACUUUGGAUCUGAGACAGCUGUGUUUGAGCUUGUGCACGACUACAGGACUCAGGACGCCGGAGUCGAUCAUACACACGGCGUUCACUCUGUACAACAGUAAUGAAGAUGGCUUGCUAAGUGCAGAGGACCUCUCUGGCUUGAUGGCAGCGCUGUUGGGGGUCGCUCAACACAACAUUGCAGAAAUGUACUCGGAGUUGACCAAUAGAGGAGAACCAACCGAGGGUGUAUUGUAUGACCUUCUAAUGACUCACCCAACAUAUCAGAAGCUCUUCAAGGAAUACUUCAAGCAUGAAGAACCAGCAGACAGAAAUCACAACGGCAUUCCGAAUGGAAAGACCAGUCGCAAUAACAACGGCGUUCAUAACCGAAACGGCCUGAACAAAAAGACUUGCUAAGUUCGAGUAUACUGUGUUUUUAAUAGGAAGUGUAUGCUGUAUCUGCAAAUGGAUUUUACCAAAGAUUGAAAGAUUGUGUGGAUUUGUAAAAGAUGAGUGGAGCUCAUGUGUGCGUUUUAGUAUACGUUGAAUGUUUACAGAUUUAUGUGGAUUUUUUUUUUUAUUAUUAUUAUUAUUAUUUUCAUCAUUUAUAACGGUCAUUAAUCCACUGUAAAAAGCCACUAUAUCAGAACCAUAGUGCCUUGGUACUUUUACUGGUUUUACAUGUUAGCUGAAGGAUUUUCUGUAUUUUUAUACUGUAUCUCUAUGGUAUCGCUAGCCUAAGGGAUUUGUAUUAUAAAUACUGUCAAACUAUUUUACAUUUUAAGUUAUUAACGUUGUAAAUAAAAAUUAUUCAUAAGAUUUACCAUUUUUA